AUGGCUGAACGAUCCCGACGAGCUGUCGAGACGGACCUCUCGGACAAUGAGGGAGGCACUGGGUCCCACCCGACCCGCCUACGAUACACCUCACUUCGACAGUUGAACCAUUGGAUUGAUGAGGCUGGUUUCGGGUGGUUCCACUGGAAGAUGAUGAUAGCUGUUAGCGGCAUGCAAAUGCAGGACGGUGCUGAAGUCGUAUUGAUGUCUAGCAUACUACAGGCCCUUCAAGAGGAGUGGCACUUCUCCAAUUGGAUACGAGGAUCCCUUGUAUCUGUUCCAUUCGUCGGAGUGUUACUUGGCAGCCUCAUGGCCGGCCACAUUGCCGAUGUCGUGGGCCGUCGACCUGCCAUCCUCACAUCGUACAUCGUCAUGGUCGUAGCAGGUGUGUUCUCAGCAUUUGUCAACACAGUAGACGGCCUUAUGAUCACAAGGAUAUUCGUUGGCUUGUCUUACGGUGUGGUGACUCCCAGUACUCUCACCCUUCUCUUGGAAUGCACCCCUUCUACCAAACGCAAUGUUGUUAUUGCCUUCAUCCUUGGAAUGUUUUCUGCCGGCCAGCUGCUGGUCACGGCUCUUCUAUGGUGGUUGAUGCCGGACCUGCGGCUCCACGGGGUCGGAAGCUCCCGUGCCGGGCUCUGUCAGAAGAUCGAAAUCAGGCCGGAGUCGUGGUACAAGGACGAGUGCUUCUAUGAGCGUCACAGACCACAGCGUAGCAGAGUCGUAUAUAAUAGCCAUCUUUGA
Perkinsus marinus ATCC 50983 is the source of this 744-nucleotide messenger RNA. RefSeq names its product sugar transporter, putative. The transcript has 8 exons. Lineage: Eukaryota; Perkinsozoa; Perkinsida; Perkinsidae. Bases 1 to 744 code for a protein of 247 amino acids. The record is from RefSeq and is a predicted model, not a curated record. Gene Ontology annotation, molecular function: transmembrane transporter activity. Gene Ontology annotation, biological process: transmembrane transport. Gene Ontology annotation, cellular component: membrane.